AUGGCGAAAGCGAAGUUACGCCAGAUCCUCGCGGCGGACAAGGGAAAGGUGCCGUACCUUGAGAAACAGAAGAAAUUGCAGAAGGAAGCGAGGAAACGGAAGAGAAUUCAGGAGGAUAAGGAAGGUAGUGGAAGUGAUGAUGACGACGAGAAAGAGAAGAUGGAGGUUGACGGGGAAUGGGAAAGUGAGAGCGAUGAGGAGGAUAGCGAAGAUGACGAGAGGGUGAUUGAUAUGUCGAAGUUGGAGGAUAGUGAUUCCGAGAGUGAAGAUGAAGAUGAAGAUGAGGACGAUGAGGAGGAGGAAGAGGAAGAGGAAGAGGAAGAGGAAGAAGAAAAGACAAAGAAAUCUCAAAAUGGAAUCUUAAAAGUCUCCAAGGCGACUAUAGCAGCAGCCGAUAAAGAUGAGGAUGAUGAAGAAGACGAAGAAGAUGAAGAGGAGGAUGAAGAAGAUAUCCCCCUUUCCGAAAUCUCCGAAGAAGAUCACGACCCCGAAGCCGAUAUCAUCCCCCGCCAGAAGCUCACAAUAGACAAUCACUCCGCCCUCUCAGCCUCCCACGCCUCCAUCGCCCUUCCAAUCAAGAAGUCUACACCAUUCUCCACCCACCACACGAUCACUACAUCCACACCCGUAGAGAUCAAAGACGUUCACGAUGAUCUCACCCGUGAAUUGGCAUUCUACACACAAGCCCUCGAUGCCGCGAAGCAAGGCCGUGCGCUGUUACUCGCCGAGGGAGCACCGUUCACCCGUCCCACCGAUUACUUCGCAGAAAUGGUGAAGAGCGAGGAACAUAUGGGCAAGAUUAAGGAGAAGAUUAAGGAACAAGCGGCCAUGAAGCAAGCUUCGGCAGAUGCGAAGAGGCAGAGGGACCUCAAGAAGUUCGGAAAACAGGUACAAGUUGCAAGGCUACAGGAGAGGCAGAAGGAGAAGAGGGAAAUGUUGGAUAAGAUUAACGUUUUGAAGAGGAAACGAGCUGGUGCCGACCUGGGAGACGAGAACGAGGGUGAUCCAUUCGAUAUUGCGAUCGAAAAAGCCUCGAAGGUCAAUGGGCGUGAAGGAAGAGACAGGAGAGGACCAAAUGCCAAACGACAGAAGAAGAACGAAAAGUUCGGAUACGGAGGCAAGAAGAAGUUCUCGAAGAGUGGAGAUGCUGUUAGCAGUGGAGACCUUACUGGGUUUAAUAGCAAGGGUAUGAAGAAGAAUUCGUUUGGUAGCGGGAAGAAGGUGAAGACUCCAAGACCCGGCAAGAGUAAGAGACAGGCGAAGAGAUGA
This is a messenger RNA of Orbilia oligospora ATCC 24927, 1269 nucleotides long. RefSeq lists its product as uncharacterized. The transcript has 2 exons. Gene Ontology annotation, biological process: ribosomal large subunit biogenesis; rRNA processing. NCBI's taxonomy places the organism in Eukaryota, Fungi, Ascomycota, Orbiliomycetes, Orbiliales, Orbiliaceae. Gene Ontology annotation, cellular component: nucleolus; nuclear periphery; preribosome, large subunit precursor. The record is from RefSeq and is a predicted model, not a curated record. The coding region runs from base 1 to 1269 and encodes 422 amino acids.